AUAUACAGAGUGAUACAAAUGUCAGAAUACACAAGCAAAGACACCAGUUUAUUGUGCAAUUACAUACAUAUAAAUCACUAAUUAUAAUCUGUAUAAAUGUAAUUUAAUUAAAUUUACAAAAAAGAGCAUUUCUUCCAACCCUGGCAAAACCUGAAAAUGAGUAAGUUAAUUUACCACGAGUGUUUGUGUGACUAGUUUUGAAUCACCCCGUAUAGUUAUUCUCCAACUUUCUCCAUUAGCCUGCGAACGACCAGCAAUACAUCGUUCAGCAUAAGGUGAAAGAUACAAAAGCCAAUUUCAAAGCAAUGAUUGUCUUCGUUGUGAUUUUCUUGUCAAUUCUUUGUUCAGAAAUAUUUGAAAUCUCCGAAUCAAACGGAUCAUCAGCUCGUCGCUUCGAAACAUUGUUCGAGAAGGUCCAAAGCAUCAAUGUUUUUAAAACGAAAAUACUCGAAAGUUAUCACGAAUGGGAUAGACGAUCGGCCGAAACGAUAGGUAUAAUAAAACAGAUAGAAAAUUCAUUAAAAAUUUUAGAAGCAACAUAUAUUGGUAUGAUAAUAGGAGUAAUAAGUGCCAUCGCUGGAUACAUCUGUUCGAUCUUUGCCAUGAUUUUUUCUAACUACAAAGCUGUAUCUGACACUUUGAAGAGUGUAGGAGACAGUUUGAUAGACGCAGGGGAUAUAACUUUCGCAGGCUCUGCUAUUGUUAAUAGCGUGUUUACAGAGAAGGACUACAAGAAAGCCGAAACCACUUUGAAUACAUUAAUGAGACUUACGCAAGAACUGGAAGACGAAAGAAAGAAAUAUUUCAGAUUGGUGAAAGAGUUUGAAACUAUACUGGAUGGGCUAAACGAAAAUGAGCUGAAGGUCCUUCGUAUUUAUUUAGAAAAAAAUGAGCUCGGUAAUGUGAUGAACGACGUCGAUUUAGAUCCCUCCGUUGUGGACAAUAUUCCUCCCAACAUGCGAGAAAUGGAUCGCUUAAAGAUAAAUGAGGAUGUAAUUAAUAAAAAAUUAUUCGAAUUUAAUCUAAUUCGAAUCAUUUCGGAAGAAAUUAAGAAGGAUCCUGUAAUGGAACAUAUACUGCACAUUAUUUAUGAACGUGAGAAUGGUCAAAAUGCCUUCAACACUCUCCAAACUAUUCCCAGCUUCAAAUUCAUUGUGAAUGGCGUUGAUUUAUUUGGCAACAAACUUCACGAUUUAAAGUAUUCACCGUUUCUCGAUGGUAUGUCUAAUGUUUUUUCUCUACUUGAAAAGACCUUGACUCUGACUCAUCUCAUUGCCAAACAGGAGGAAGUCAGUGCUCAAUGUGAAGAAAUUGGGCGCAUUGCUAAACAAUUAGAAGAAUAUAAAUGGGAUAUGAAGGAUAUUUUUAGGAUGACUUUAAAGUGGGAUUGCUUUCACGAGAAUUAACGUUGUAUUGAGAAUGGAAAACGCUACUAUCUUGUGUUGUUUUGGAUCACGAUGGGCUAUGAACCAUGAAACAAUUCACUCGGUGCUAAAGUUAUGACUUGACCAGUGCUUAUGUUUUGCAGCCUAUCACAAGUUAAGCCAGAUUUACAAUUUUGGCAGUGGAAUUGAAAGAAAUCGGUUCAAUGAGUUCGUGUCAAAUCGUGUACAGAAAUUGCAGAGGAUUUUAUAUCUGUAAGCCUUUCACUGAAUCAUAAGCAGCAUACUCUUCAAUUACAUCGAUCUCCGAACCGUCAAUAGGAGACGUGCUGAAAAGUCAGUUAACAAAAAUGUACAUGAAUUACCAUAUUUUUUUUUUAAUUCGACAUUUAGUUGCUUUCAGUAAUUAUCAGUUUUCAAAAUACCUUAUAAAUAGGAUAUAUCAUGGUUAACUGAUUUCUGGGCCAGCCGAUAUAACCUUAACCAGAAUUUAUGAAUUUUUUGCAAUUAAAAUUGUUUUAUAAUUCAGAAUCAAAGAUCCAACUGAAUAAUGAAGUUAUGAGUAGAUUUUAAUUUUUAAUAAAUUAAAGCCUAUUUUAUUUGUUUGGAAAUGUCAUUUUGUAAUUAAUUAAUUAAU
Molecule: messenger RNA, 2019 nt
Organism: Centruroides sculpturatus (bark scorpion)
Lineage: Eukaryota; Metazoa; Arthropoda; Arachnida; Scorpiones; Buthidae
Exons: 3
Coding region: 306-1406 (366 amino acids)
Source: RefSeq, a predicted model, not a curated record